CGACUAGCCAUCUUCUCCCUCGGUCUUUCCGUUCUCUAACGCCUGGACGGAACUGAAGCCAGCCGGGGUGACUGGAGACCAGUAAAAUCUCCCCAGGGCCGCCCAGUCGACGGUCUCGCCGGCCUUCUCAGACCACAAACAUUGCGCUUGCGGCUUGCCGCCCAGCUAUAUAAGUACUCUCGGGAAUAGGCGGUCACUCAUCCAUCCCAUCUCCAUCUCGGAGCAAAGGCAAUCCAGCAAGAGUCGCUCCUUUCCCUUUUCGGGAUACAGCCAGCAGAAGCAAUCCGGCUAACAAGUUUCUUCUUCUUCUUCUUUCCUGGUGACGGUCGCAGGGCUCACCGAAGUGACGAUGGCGUUUGCGGUCUCCGACGAGCUGCUGGGCACCUUCGUGCCGAUUGCGGUGUACUGGCUCUACUCGGGGCUCUACGUCGUCCUGGACGGGCUGGGGAUGGACGACUACAGGCUCCACCCCAAGGGGGAGGAGGCCAGGAACAUCGUUUCCAGGUGGACGGUCGUCAGGGGCGUCCUUGUUCAGCAGGCGUUUCAAAUCGCUGUCUCCCUUCUUCUCUUCACGGUUCUUGGUGAUGAUAAUGGGACUGUGAGGAAGCAGCCUCCAGCUUUGGUAAUGGCAUUGCAAUUCCUCAUUGCAAUGUUUGUCAUGGACACAUGGCAGUACUUCAUGCACAGAUACAUGCAUAUCAACAGAUUCUUGUACAAGCACGUCCACUCUAAGCACCACACUCUUGUCGUCCCCUACGCCUUUGGAGCUCUUUACAACCACCCCCUGGAGGGGCUCAUCCUGGACACCGUCGGCGGCGCGCUCUCGUUCCUCAUCUCUGGCAUGACCCCAAGGAUUGGGAUUUUCUUCUUCUCGUUUGCGACCAUCAAGACCGUCGAUGACCACUGUGGUCUGUGGCUUCCUGGAAACAUCCUCCAUGUAUUCUUCAGCAACAACAGCGCUUACCAUGACAUCCACCAUCAGCUCUACGGGAACAAGUACAACUUCUCGCAGCCCUUCUUUGUCAUGUGGGACAAGAUCCUCGGAACAUACAUGCCUUACACUCUGGAGACACGCAAGGGAGGUGGGUUUGAGGCACGCCCGGUUAAGCUCGACCAAGCACAGCAGAUCAAGGCUGAUUAAGCAGCGCGGUUUCUCCUGUUUAUCUACUACUUCCCCUGUUUUUUUUCCUUCUAACUGCAUUUGUACUGUAGAGGUAUUUUCCUGUCCAUAUAGUAAAAUCCUUUAGGCAGAUGACAUGUUGUACCCAAAAGAUGUAGCAAAUGAAACAUCUUGCUAAUGAAGAUCCAUUGGGGUUUGUUUC
This is a messenger RNA of Zea mays, 1322 nucleotides long. RefSeq names its product Sphinganine C4-monooxygenase 1. Gene Ontology annotation, biological process: lipid biosynthetic process. The record is from RefSeq and is marked validated. Gene Ontology annotation, molecular function: iron ion binding; oxidoreductase activity. Lineage: Eukaryota; Viridiplantae; Streptophyta; Magnoliopsida; Poales; Poaceae.